CUUGUGUUCAUAGCAAUCUCUAUCUUGCAACACUUCUAAUUCAGUCGAUUGAUUUAUUUUCACUUUGUCCGAUAUUUUCUUCAAGAGAAAAUGUUACACAUCAAGGAAACCUUGCAAAACAUUAAUCCCAGUUACAAAGGAGUUGGAAAUUUGCUACUCGACAGCCAUGACGACGACGCACAGUGGAACAUUUUACAAGAAAAUGUUAGUCUCCCUGCUGCCACAUUGUCUUCGUCAGCCAUAAAUCAUAACCAGUUGUGGAUGGAGACAUUCGCUGAAAGAUUUAAAUUUCUCUUGGCUCCACACGGUAAGACGACAAUGCUGCCCGGAUUGUUCAGUUUGCAAGUCGCCUCGCAAUUCUGCUACGGAAUGACGCUAGCAACCGUUUCUCAGGUUACUGUAGCGUUUAAAAGUGGAAUCAAACGAGUGAUAAUGGCCAAUCAACUCGUCGGAAAAUGUAACAUGGACAUCAUAUCAACGAUUAUGGAAAACGAUCCAACGUUUGAGUUUAUUUGCCUGGUGGAUUCGUCCGAAAAUGUAGCCCAGAUAGGCCAGUUCUUUGGGAAACGUAAACAAAAUGUGAAGGUCCUGCUAGAGUACGGUGUGGACGGUGGUAGAACUGGAAUUAGGGAUGAGAAUCGGGAGAGGACAGUGUUGACAGAAUUACGAAAUUGGACUGAUUCUGUUUCGGUUGUUGGGGUGGAGUUCUUCGAAGGAAUUUUACAAGAUGCAACAGAGAUUCGACGUUUUAUCAGUUGGUCACUAUCUCGAGUGCAGAAACUGGCAGCCGACAAUGUUUUUAUCAACGACGAAAUUAUCAUUACCGGUGCGGGUACAUCAUGGUUUGACAUAGUUGCAGAAGACUUUCUAAAGUUUCAAGAGAACUGUCCGCUUCGACUAAAGAAAAUUAUCCGGUCCGGCUGCUAUCUUAUCUACGAUAACGGAUUGUAUGCACAAAUGGAAAAAAGGGUCUCGGAUAUGAACUUCGGAGAAGGUAACGAAUGGAAAAUUUUGUCAGAAAGUCUCAAGCCGACACUAAAGGUUUGGGCGUAUGUUCAAUCGAUACCCGAAAAGAAUCUAGCAAUUAUCGGAAUGGGUAGAAGAGACGCGGGGAAUGAUUCCGGCUUCCCAGUUCUGCAUCUACAUUUCAGGCCUGGUCAAGCAGCACCGACCUAUUACGAUAAGACCAAAUAUCCGGAAGUAUUUAAGAUGAUGGACCAGCACACUUUUCUGCGAAUUGGAGACGAUGACGACUUUCAGGUGGGUGACAUUGUUGCUUUCGAUAUUUAUCACGCAUGUACAACCAUGGAUAAAUGGAGAAAUGUCUUGCUGAUCGACGAUGAAUUUAAUGUACGCCAAAUAUUUCAAUCGGAAUUUUAAGACGUUAUGUGAACGAUAAUGACCAGUCAUUGUCGGUGAGCUUGCGAAAUAAAUAAGAGUCAAAUU
Molecule: messenger RNA, 1446 nt
Organism: Bradysia coprophila
Lineage: Eukaryota; Metazoa; Arthropoda; Insecta; Diptera; Sciaridae
Source: RefSeq, a predicted model, not a curated record